AUGUUUCGCUUCUUAAAGGGGAAAGUUGGACCAUCAUGUUAUUGUUCACCCAAAUUUCAGAACUCAUUCAUGAAGGUAGUAUUUUCUUCAACUCCUAUGAAUGGAAAUAAUCAAAAGUGUGAUAAGAACGAAAUUAUAGAACUAACUCAGGAUGCUAUAAAUAAAAUGAAACAAGUGAAUUUGAAAUAUAAAAAUUCCAAGGCUUUAAAAGUAUCUGUAGAAGCUGGUGGAUGUUCUGGUUUUCAGUACUCUUUUUCAUUAAUGGAUAAAAAUAAUAUAAAAGAAAAAGAUUUAAUUGUAUAUGAUAAAGAAUGUAUUGUAAUAAUUGACAAGCAGGCUGCUGAAAUUUUGAGGAACUCCAGAAUACAUUACACAAAUAAUCUCAUUUCAAAGAAAUUCAUCAUUGAAAAUAUUCAAAACAUUUCUUCAAAGUGUUCUUGUGGAAAUUCAUUUGACGUAAACUUUUUCUAA
This is a messenger RNA of Plasmodium gonderi, 471 nucleotides long. Its product is annotated as iron-sulfur cluster assembly accessory protein. Gene Ontology annotation, cellular component: mitochondrion. NCBI's taxonomy places the organism in Eukaryota, Apicomplexa, Aconoidasida, Haemosporida, Plasmodiidae. The coding region runs from base 1 to 471 and encodes 156 amino acids. The record is from RefSeq and is a predicted model, not a curated record. Gene Ontology annotation, biological process: iron-sulfur cluster assembly. The transcript has a single exon. Gene Ontology annotation, molecular function: iron ion binding; 2 iron, 2 sulfur cluster binding; 4 iron, 4 sulfur cluster binding.